Lates calcarifer (barramundi perch) is the source of this 649-nucleotide messenger RNA. RefSeq names its product mucin-5B-like. The record is from RefSeq and is a predicted model, not a curated record. NCBI's taxonomy places the organism in Eukaryota, Metazoa, Chordata, Actinopteri, Centropomidae. The coding region runs from base 13 to 330 and encodes 105 amino acids. The transcript has 3 exons.
GAACAAACUGACAUGAAUGGUUGUUGCAAAACCUGUAUUCCUCGUUCCAACUGUCAAAAGAAGACAAACACCACCUAUCUGCGGAUAAAGAACUGUAAGUCAGUUGAACCAGUGGAAAUUACAGCCUGUGAAGGAUCCUGUGGACCGUCAUCAUCAAUGUACUCUGCAGAGAGCAACAGUUUCAUGCAUCACUGCACAUGCUGUAAAGAAAUGGCCACCAGUAAGAAGAAGGUGGAAAUGAAGUGCACUGAUGGCAAAGAGAUGAAGCACUUCUACAUUUCAGUUGAUAAGUGUGUUUGCCAGGAAUGUACUGAAAACACCAAAGGCUAACAUAAACAUUUUAAGACUGAAAACUAACCUGACUAAAAUACUCUUAUAAACUUUAAUAUUUCCUCUCCAAAAACUGUUAGAGAAUCAAGACUCAAUAUGUGAAAACCAGCAGAGACACACCUCUGAGCAUUAGCUGAAAGCACGUACCUGAGAACAGUCCAAUACAAGAUAUAUUAGAGCAAAUUAGUAAAAUGCUUAAAACAGCAGUCUGAAAGGCUUCUCUUCCAGUGAGAGAAUUACUUUGAGCUGUUACACCUUCAUAUUUUAUGUCAGCAAUGCUAAAUGGUGAUAAAAUGUUUCCUACACUUCUGGACACUGA